GAAACUACACGACGCACGGCCGCUUUUAAGUCCGCGAUAAGCUAACAAAACUCGUUGAAAAUGCAUACAUCAAAAUGGUAGAAUCUCUACAAAUGUUCUUAUUCCUCUUCAAAUCGAAAUACAGACGAAAAUACUCAUGGUUCUCACCGUUCUUGUGUUCAGUGCUCAUAGUGUUAUUGUUUUGUCAUGAUGUUCUAUCUAGGUGUAGUGAACAUAACUGUAUAAACGGUGAAUGUAGGAACGAGACUUGUGUAUGCUUCGAAGGCUGGCAGGGUCCAGAAUGUCAGCAUUGCGGUGGGAAGAUAAAACUCAGUGCCGCAAGUGGUGUGAUAACAGACGGUCCCGGGAACUACAGCGUGAGUACGGCAUGCUCGUGGCUGGUGGCCCCGCCCCGGCUCGGCCCGGGCCCGCCUCCUCUACGCAUCCGACUCGAGAGCUUUGCUACCGAGUGCGGUUGGGACCAUCUGUAUAUUUAUGACGGGGAUAGUGUUCGAGCUGAGCGGUUAUUGGCUGUGUUCAGCGGUGUGUUGGAUGACGGCGACUUCGGAUGGACGCGGCAAGUGAUAGCGCGGUCUGGGAGUGCGUUGCUUCAUUUCUUCUCUGACGACGCGUACGCUAUGGAAGGCUUUAAUGUGACAUAUGCAGCGUACUCUUGUCCAUCCGAUGAUCAUCGUACCAAUUGCUCAAAUCAUGGAGAGUGUGAAGAUGGCGUGUGCAGAUGCGAGCCGGAUUGGGUGGGCGUGGCCUGCGAUGAGCCGCUGUGUCCAGAGGAUUGUAACGCCGCGUACGGUGCGGGGGAGUGUACGCGCGGGGGGUGUGAAUGUGCGACGUCGCGUGCGGGGGCGUCGUGUGGGCGUGACGCGGCGGCCGCGGGGUGGGAGUGGCGGUGGCGGGAGGCGGGGGACGCGCGCCCCGCGCUGCCCGCCCCCGCGCACGCCCCGCCCCCCGCCGCCGCCCAUGUUCUCCUCGCCGCGGGACCGGACUUGCUCAGAGUGGGAGGGGAGACCUUCUCACAUGCUGACUUUAUGUACAGAUAUAAAACGGCAGAGAACCGAUGGUACCCGAUCAAGGCGGUAGAGGAGGGCGCGGUGAGCCCGGCGCCGAGGUUCGCGCACUCCGCCGUCAUGUAUGGAGAUGAAGUUAUUGUGUAUGGAGGAGUUGUGGCCUCUGAUGAACCUGAAAGAGGGGGCGGGCUGGCGGGGCUGGAGGGGCGCGCGGGCGAGGUGACCAACGAGGUGUGGCGCGGCCGCGUGCAGCACGACGCCGUCAUCUGGACCAACGCCACGCCCACCGCCUGCUCGCCGCACAGGACCCCGCCCUUCAAACAUUGCGGAGGUCUACACUUGUCGGGGCACACGGCGGUGCUCGCACACGUCGGACCCACUCAGAAGGCGAUUAUGGUGGUUUUUUUCGGUCAUUCGCCACAUUACGGGUACAUGCAUAUUGUACAGGAGUACCACAUAGAGGAGGGGGCGUGGUCCGCCCCGCCCACUCGGGGGUGGUCUGCGCGCGCGGGCUUCGGCCACUCCGCCGCCUGGGACCCGCUGUCGCGCCGCGUCUACGUGCACGCCGGACUCGUCUCGGAGUCCGAAGCUGCACAGGCGCCGUCAGCCGCGCUAUACGAGUACGAGGUGGAGAGCCGCGUGUGGCGGCCGCUGCCCUCCGCACCCACACCUAGAUAUCUACACACAGCUAUAUUUGUAUCUCCAGGUGUGAUGUUAGUGUUCGGUGGAAACGCGCACAACGACAGCGCGCCCGCCGCGCCCGCCAGCGCCGCCGCCUCCAAGUGCUACUCCGCGGCCGCCAUGCUGUAUGACGUCAGAUGCGGCGUGUGGCACGCUGCGCCGGAGCCGCGCGGGGCGGCGCGCGCGGCGCACGCGGCGGCGCACACCACGCACCGCGGACGUAAGGCUGCUAUCAUAUAUGGCGGUUUCGACGGUCGGCUGCGGUCGGACGCGCUCGUGUUCGUGUCGGGCGCGGCGUGCGCGACGCACUCGGACGAGCUGUCGUGCGUGUCCGCCGCGCGCCACGCCGCCACCGCCUGCGCCUGGAGGACGCGGGAGAGAUUGUGUGUCGCUUUGGAAGAAGUCGGUUGGGCAAAGUCUUUCGAUGGUACAGUGAAAACGUGCGUCGUAGAACCUGUUUUAGACGAGAAGCGCUGCGGCGCUGCGGAGUGGUGCGGCGCGUGCACGGCCGCGGGCUGCGCGUGGUGCGGCGCCUGCUACCCCUCCGCGCAGUACUGUCUUAGGCAUACGCAACAGAUGGCGUUGUCUCUGGAGGAGUGCGGCGGCGCGGCGUCCGAGCCCGCGCGCGACGCGUGCGCGAGAUACCACUCGUGUGCGGCCUGCCAUGCGCACAGACACCACCACGCACAUGCGAUAGAAGAUGUAAACCAAAGAGCUUGUUACUGGGACUAUGACACUGUUAAAUGUAAGCCGGCGAACACCACGGACGAUGUAAGAAGCGUGUCAAGUGGCGGGUGCAGUGCUCCGUGCGCCACGCACACCACGUGCGCCAACUGCACCGCUGAGGAGUGCAUCUGGUGCGCUUCGGCCGGACGAUGUGUGGACAAGAAUGCGUACGGCGCGUCGUUCCCGUUGGGCGGGUGCCGGGCGUGGUCGACGGGUGCGUGUGCGGGGGGCGCGGCAGGUGCGGCGGGCGCGGCAGGCGGUCGCGGCGGGGGGUGCGCGGCGCACGCGGGGUGCGCGGCGUGUCGCGCGGAGCCGGCGUGCGGGUGGUGUGACGACGGCGAGGGCGGGGGGCGCGGCGUCUGCCUGCCCGGCGGACAACGCAGGCCGCAUCAACCACACGUCUGUCCACAACAUAGAUGGCACUUCACGCGGUGCCCGCUGUGCCAGUGCAACGGGCACGCGGUGUGCGACGCGGCGGCGCGCUGCGUGCAGCCGUGCGGCGCGCGCGCCACCGGCGACCACUGCGACACGUGCGCGCCCGCGCACUGGGGCAGCCCGCUCAAUGGCGGCCUCUGCCAGCCGUGUUCGUGUAAUGCUCAAGCGGUGUCGUGUGCGGCGGACACGGGCCGCUGUUACUGCAGUACUAAAGGGCUGGCGGGAGACCGCUGUGAUAAGUGUGAUAACACCAAUCACUAUCACGCUGAUGUAUACAACAAGGGAGCAUGUUAUUACGAUUUAGCAGUGGAUUAUCAGUUCACGUUCAACCUAUCGAAGAAGGAGGACCGUCACCUGUCCGCGAUCAACUUCCGCAACGCGCCGGUGAAGCCGGACGUGGACGCGGACUUCAGCAUCACGUGCUCUGCGCACGCGCGCAUGAACCUCACAGUACGCACGCGCGCGGACCCCGCGGAGCGCACGCUCUUCAGCGACCUCAACUGCACCAACUUCAGAUACAAGCCGUUCCACUACAGGUUCGCGAAGUCGGAGCACGCUUUCGGUGUAGAGGACAACGUGACGCUGACGACGUUCUUCGUAUACGUGUACGACUUCCGGCCGCCGCUCUGGAUACAGAUCUCCUUCUCGCAGUAUCCUAAAUUAAAUCUACAGCAGUUCUUCAUCACCUUCUCUUCUUGUUUCCUGCUGUUGUUGCUCGUCGCUGCUGCUUUGUGGAAGAUCAAACAGAAGUAUGACAUAUACCGUCGCCGGCAGCGGCUGUUCGUGGAGAUGGAGCAAAUGGCCUCCAGACCCUUCAGCCAGGUCUGCGUUGAGCUGGAGAAAGGAGGUGGAGGUGCGGGCGUGCCGGCGCCGGUGGCGCUGGAGCCGUGCCGCGGCGGGCGCGCGGCGGUGCUGUCGCUGGUGGUGCGGCUGCCGACGGGCGGCACGGGGCGCGCGCCGCCGCUGGGCGGGCUGGCCGUCGCCUCCGCGCUCGUCACGCUCGGCCACCACGCGCCGCCGCACAAGAGGCCGCGCCACCGCUGACACACCACACACACCACACACACCACACACCGCUAUGAACACCAAUGUAAAUAAGUGCAUAUUAAGUACUGUACAUAGUGUUCACAAACUGAUAAGUUUGAUUCGUUAAUACUCACACGAGACCGGACUGACAAGAUGGAGGCCGAGUGACUCAUUGUUCACAUCACAUCUAUAGUCUAUGGUUCUUUUAUAACUAUGGCAGCAGAAUUACAAAAACAUUUGGAUUUAAUUCUACUCGUAUUUAAAAUGUUUAUGACAAUAUUAAGAUCUGAGACCGAUCAAAGUAAAAUUUAUUAUGGUUCUUGAUGAUAGAUAAGUCAAAUUAUUUUUGCUGUGACCCAUUUCAUGAAUUAUUUUGAGUUUGCAACUGACAGGAACGGUUUUUAAGUACGAGUAGAAUAAAUGUUUUGUGUUAAGGUUUUUGUUUUUUGAUUCAAGUUCAUAGUUAUUGAACAUCUAAACAUUGUUUGUCGAAGGAAUCGUAUCUCUUAUAUUUUUGUUAUAAUGUUUAAAAGACUAAAUGGGCAUUACAGAAAUGUCAUAAUUUUUUUUACCCUAUUUUAUGUUGUAAGAAAAGAUAUUUUUAUAUUUAUUUUUAGGUUAUAAUUACUUUUACCAAUCAUCACAAUUUUUUAUUUGCUUUAAUUCAUUUGAAAACAAAUAUUUACUAUUCUAGGUGCUUUCAGUUGAUUAGUCUAUGGUUUAGUUUAAAAUUUUUUAUCUGUUGACCAUAAGUGAAGUUUGUUAGUGUUGCUACAUUUAAAUUACAAUUUCCCGCUUUAUUUUCCAACAAUAUUUUUUGAUUUAUUUCCAUUUUCCACUGCCAUGUGUCUUUUAAUUUCUUUGAUAUUGUCAUUUAUUUGGAAAUAAUAAGCAAUACAAUAUAGUAUUUAACGUCCAAUUUAUUGCCAGAGCAAUUCGUGUCUUUAUUACAACGAUGUGAUAAUUGUCAUCACAAUGUAGUUUCUAUGUACGGAAUGAUCGAGAACUUUCCAUUUUUUUUUACCCUAGGACUUAGUCAUUUUUGAGCUAAUUUUGUAGCAUACGCUAGCAACCCUUGUACAGUUAGCAAGAAUAUUGGAAUGUUAAAAAUCUUUCGCCUGUAAGCAAAAGUUUUUAACUAUAGUGUAUAGUAAUUCGUACGACUAAUAGUGUGGCAAAAUUAUCUGGCCCGGUGAUGAAAAAUUGCCGCCUUUUUCUGUCAUUUUCUGACAGAAGUUGGACAAUAGCCACCCACCGGGCCGGAUGAGUUUGCAGAACUAUAAGUGAAAAGUGACAAUCACUAUUUGUAAUUGUAAAUAAUUCAGCUUCGACAAGACUUUGGAUAUUUUUCUUACGACUGAUAUGUAAAUCGUGUAAAAAGUCAUAUGUAUACAAUUUUUUUUUCAUAUAAAAGCAUUUAUUUUUUUAGAUGUUGUGUCGAAUUUUGUGUAGAAAAUGAAAUUAUGACAUUUAAAAAAUUUUUGAUAAAAUAAUGGUUGAGUAAAAUAAAAUAGCAAUAAAUUGG
Molecule: messenger RNA, 5397 nt
Organism: Papilio polytes (common Mormon)
Lineage: Eukaryota; Metazoa; Arthropoda; Insecta; Lepidoptera; Papilionidae
Gene: dsd
Product: attractin
Exons: 26
Coding region: 75-3890 (1271 amino acids)
Cellular component (GO): Golgi apparatus
Molecular function (GO): protein binding
Source: RefSeq, a predicted model, not a curated record